AGUCGCAAAAGAAAAAAUUAUGUCUGGGGAAGUAGAAAUUUAACCGUUCAAUCAAUAGUAUAGUUUUUAUCUAUUCAUAUGAUCAACCAACGAUGAAUAGAAGUAGGCCGUUGUUAAGGGUGACUUCAAGGUGGUAUCUGACCACUGUGCCGUAUACCUCAGGUCCAUUAGGUGUGGAUGGGAGGCUACCCAACUCAGGAAAUGAUUUAAAUAUAUCAGGUCUUGCAAUCACUGAUCCAUUUAUGUUAUAUCAGAAUUAUGUUCAACUGGGUAUAUUGGAGAAAGAUGAAUCUCAAUUAAGAACAAUGAAGGAGUUUCAAAAGUUAUAUCAUCGAGUAUUAGAUUAUUCACCCCCUGAAGAACUUCUGAUCAAAAUAAGUUUAAUCCUAAAGCAGAUUGAAAUCAAACAUUUGAAAGCUAAAGCGAGAGAACAGGGGACUAAGUACUUACCCAUGAGACUUGGGACGUUAGCUAAGCUCUUCGAACGAGAUCCUAUAGCUGAAGAGAAGAAGUUAAUCAGGUUUAUUACUGAUGAAGAAGAGUUAACUAAUUUUGCAUCACCACGAGGAUUAUUGGUGAAUGGAGAAGUAGGAUGUGGGAAAUCAAUGUUAAUGGAUAUAUUUGCAGCUUCCUUACCUCAUAAAUCAAAAAUGAGAUGGCAUUAUAAUAAUUUCAUCUUAUGGGUGUUUUCUGAAAUGCAUAAAAUUCAACAAGAGAGAUUAUUGAAGUAUAGUGUGCAAGGUCAUGGCGAAGCUAAUAGUAAAUUAAGUAUGGAAAAUGAAUUUGUAUUGUUUGAAAUUGCUCAAAAAAUGAUCAAUAAAAAUACGAUAUUGAUCUUAGAUGAGUUCAUGCUUCCUGAUAUUGCAUCAGCUAAUAUCAUUAAGAUUUUAUUUACUUAUUAUUUCAAACUUGGUGGUGUAUUGGUAGCAACAUCAAAUAAAUUACCUGAAGAACUUUAUGCAAAUGAAUUUCAAAAAUCUAAAUUUGAAACAUUCACGAGAAUCCUUAAUAUCAGAUGUGAUUCUGUCGAUAUGAAAUCUUCUAAAGAUUAUCGAACAUUAUUUGCUGAAGCUACCAAUGAAGAAUCUCAAUUGGUGAUUAAACUUGGAAAUGAAAAUGAAGAACGAGAUUGGAAUAACCUUAUAAAACAUCAAGUCUUACACUUAUCCCCAAAAGAAUACGAUACCCCUUUAGAGGAAUUAGGUAAACCUUCACAAGUCACAGUGUAUAAUAGAACCACUCAUAUCCCAUUAACUUUCAAUAACAAUAGUUUAUGUUAUUUAGAUUAUUCGUACAUCUGUCAAGGAUUAUUCUCAUCCUCAGAUUAUAUAACCCUUGCAUCUAAUUAUAAAGUGGUUAUAUUGGAUAAUGUCCCCAUAAUGACAACCAAGAUGAAGAAUGAAGCGAGAAGAUUCAUUACGUUACUAGAUGCGAUAUAUGAAGCCAAAUGUCAAUUUUUCAUGAGAAGUGAAGUUGAUAUUGAUUAUUUAUUCUUUCCCGAUGCUAUGGAAGAUAUAACUGAUGAGAAGAUUGUGGAGAAGUUGAAACAUAUGGAUAUUGAUGAUAAUUCACUUCAAGUUCAAGAUGAGGAAAUGUACUCCAAAACCAAGAUAGCUAUGGAAAAUCCUUAUAGACCAAAUAUUGCAUCAUAUGACGAUCUGAAAAUGGCCAUAUACGAUGAACCAGUAAAGGAGCUUUCAAAGGAGGAAGUGUUCAAGGAUAUGAGAGCAUUUACCGGUGAUGAUGAGAAAUUUGCAUUUAAAAGAGCAGUACUGAGAAUAAAAGAGAUGUUAUUCUCUGAUGCAUGGAGAUCAACUGAUAGAUGGGUUCCAAUAGAUCAAACCAUGAGACCAUGGGAAGGGGUGAAAGAGAAAGAAGAAGUAAUAUUUGCAUCUUCUAGAGUUGAACCUACUCCACAAAAUGUAAAAUCAAUAGAAGCCAUUGAUGUCAAAGUGGUUAAAGAUGCAUUACCACGAGAUAUGGCAACUUCAUAUAAUAUGCCAUUUCGGAUGUUUAAUGCAAUCUUUGCACCCAAAUUUUCAAGUUUACAACAUUUUUGGGCCAUGGGACAAUGGUCAACAGGUCAAGGUAAAAGACUUCGGGAUAAUAUUAGUAAAACAUGGAUAAAUAGUAGUAAAUUUAAUAGAGAUAUUGAUAAAUAGACAUAAUAUAGAUAAGUAGAAAACUUACCAUCAAUUAAUCAAUUAGUUCUCAAAACAAUGUAUAUUUGAAAAUCCGAGGAAAAUGGGGAAAAAGGAAAAAUCAUC
Molecule: messenger RNA, 2267 nt
Organism: Scheffersomyces coipomensis
Lineage: Eukaryota; Fungi; Ascomycota; Pichiomycetes; Serinales; Debaryomycetaceae
Gene: AFG1
Product: Afg1p
Exons: 1
Coding region: 93-2162 (689 amino acids)
Cellular component (GO): mitochondrion; cytoplasm
Molecular function (GO): ATP hydrolysis activity; ATP binding
Source: RefSeq, a predicted model, not a curated record